Messenger RNA from Dothidotthia symphoricarpi CBS 119687, 1293 nucleotides. RefSeq lists its product as uncharacterized. Gene Ontology annotation, molecular function: GTP binding. The transcript has 2 exons. The record is from RefSeq and is a predicted model, not a curated record. Lineage: Eukaryota; Fungi; Ascomycota; Dothideomycetes; Pleosporales; Dothidotthiaceae. The coding region runs from base 263 to 1246 and encodes 327 amino acids.
CCCCAGGCAAACUUGCUUUUCACUACUACCUUGCUCCGAAGGUGCAGCAAGGCUAUCCAAUUGUUGGCCCCCGAUCAAUCAGAGUCUCAAUCCUAUCAUCAGCCACCAAUGUAGGCUUGCAGAUGAUGGCUACUGGUGAAAGAGGGGUUGCGGUCCAUUUCCGAGCCAAAGACCGAAGGAUUCAGCUGCCUGGUGUGAUUCGGAUUCCUUCUUGUCAGUCAACGAACUCUACGCGUUCAAAGAACCACUCAGAUUUGUCAAGAUGAUGGUUUCAAACGAAGAUGCAAAUCGUGGAAUGAUUUUGAUCAUGGGCUGUACAGGAUCAGGAAAAAGCUACUUCAUCAACAAACUGGCUGAUAGCUCUGUGGUUGAGGGCCACGGGUUGCGAUCAGAAACAAAAACCUGCGACGUGGUUCGAGUUGGUGUAGGACGACACGAAAUCGCGGUCGUUGACACACCAGGCUUCGACGAUACCUCACGCUCGGACGCCGAAAUACUUGAAGGAAUAGUCGAGUUUCUUUGCGCCCAGUACGAACUCGGAAUACCCUUAAAGGGCAUCAUAUACAUGCAUCGAAUUACAGAUGUAAGAAUGUCGGGCUCUGCGCAGCGAUACUUUGACAUAUUCCGGCGCGUUUGUGGGGAGCAAAAUCUAAGCAAUGUUGUCCUCUUGACAACGAUGUGGAGCGAGCUCAAAGACGAGGGCAAGGGCUUACAGAGAGAGAGGGAACUACGAAGAGAUUUCUGGAACGAUAUGGAGAGUCGAGGAUCGACAAUUCGCCGCUUUGAUGGUAGCAGAUCUAUGGCAGAAGCUUUCGUCUGCAGACUAAUGCGUAAGCAAGACAUUGUUCUCGACAUACAGGAGGAACUGGUCGACCAGGGCAAACGACUAGGCGACACAAAGGCUGGGCAACUAGUAUUGCCCCAAUUGGAACGCCAAAUUGGAGACUUUGGACAAACCAUACACAGCCUGGAUCAGAUGAUCGAUGAUGCUAAACGCUAUGACCCUAUAGAAGUGAAGAGACUUGAAAAGCAACGGGCUAUGCUUUUGAAAGAGCAUCACAAGAGCAUGAACCAGCAUCAGAGACUACAGCAAAGAACAGGUCGUAUAAUGGUUGAGAAAAUUGAAGGCGAGAAGAAAAGAAAUAAGAUGAAGGGCCGUCUUGCAAUGUUUACUACACUGCUCGGGCUAGCGAUCACUGCCACCGUCAAUAUCAUACUUCCACUCGCAGGAGUGAUUUCAUUCUAAGAUAGGAAUCAAUAGUGUCAUAGUAAUAAUUCAAGCUUGAUGCAGAC